AUGCAGCUGCCUACCAUUGCGACAGGUCUGAAACUCGCCAGUGUCUCGUUUCGCCGCAAUUCCAAGGGUUCCCCACAUCCAUGGGACAUGCGUCGAUCUCUCCAACUGCACAACUCCACAACUCUCCCUUCGCACACCUUAUCCUUUUUCAACAUGGCCCCGUCGGAUACUCCCGAGUCCGUGGAUGCAUUAGCGCCAGCAUUAGCACCAUCACUGUCACUGACACCAACACCGACUCUCCCAUCAUCAUCGCCAUCGCCAUCGCCAUCGCAUCUCCACGCAUGA
Molecule: messenger RNA, 285 nt
Organism: Penicillium manginii
Lineage: Eukaryota; Fungi; Ascomycota; Eurotiomycetes; Eurotiales; Aspergillaceae
Exons: 1
Coding region: 1-285 (94 amino acids)
Source: RefSeq, a predicted model, not a curated record